Molecule: messenger RNA, 3048 nt
Organism: Erigeron canadensis
Lineage: Eukaryota; Viridiplantae; Streptophyta; Magnoliopsida; Asterales; Asteraceae
Product: cytochrome b561, DM13 and DOMON domain-containing protein At5g54830-like
Exons: 1
Coding region: 175-2853 (892 amino acids)
Source: RefSeq, a predicted model, not a curated record
CAAAAAGUCUUCAUCCCAUGUUUUAUUUUCCCGAUCUUUCUGUACACAGCCGCCCCAAGAAAUACGUUUUCCGGCGAUCAAACCCAGGUAAGUCGCCAUCUUUCUUAACUAUUUUCAAAACCCAUUUCAAUUAGCCAAUACCCAUAUCAGAUCUCUCAUUUUCCAUCCCUUUUAAUGGCAAAUUCUCAACCUUUUUUACUAUCUUUAUUAUUACACUUUAUAUUGAUACAUAUAUUUGUAUUGACUUAUAAAUCUGAUCUAGUUUCUGCACAAAAUUGCCCAAAAUCCAAUACUUCUUUACUUAAUUUUAGUUCUCAGUUUGUUAUGGUUCAACAUCAAUUAAGAGGGCAAUUUAGUAUUUUAGAUGAUUGUUCAUUUAGAGUUAGUGAAUUUGAUAUGAUAAAUGGUGGAAAUGAUGUUCAUUGGUGGGGUGCUUUUGGUGAUGAUUAUGAAAGUUUGACAUCUGGAUUUGUUAUAUCUAAUGAUCACUUAAAUAUGUCUAGUUAUAGUAAUGAUAGUUUUGUUGUUAGUUUGAUGGAUAAUGUUACGUGGGAUAAGAUUAAGGUUGUUUCGGUUUGGGAUAGUGAUAUGGCGUCGGAUUUUGGGCAUGUUUUGUUGCCUGGUUUGGAGGAGGCGAAUGCGAGUGAUGUGGUUUAUAAACAGCCGACUAUGUUUGAGAAUUGUAAGGUGUUGUCCGAUACGUAUAGGUUGAGGUGGACUUCGAACGAGAAGGAUAAUGUGAUUGAUAUUGGAUUAGAGGGUGCGAUCGGGAUUCAAAAUUAUAUGGCGUUUGGUUGGACUGAACCGAAUAGGGAACAUGAUCAUAUGCUUAAUGCUGAUGUGGCGGUGACGGGGUUUACUGAAGAGGGUGUUCCGUUUGCUGAUGAUUAUUAUAUUACUAAGUAUAGUGAAUGUAUUAAGAUUGAUGAUGGCUUGUAUGAGGGUGUGUGUCCUGAUACAAUGUAUAAUGUUUCGGAUUCUAAUGAGUCGGUUAACAAUACUCGGUUAGCUUAUGGGCAUAGAAGAGAUGGUGUGUCGUUUAUUCGUUAUCAGAGACCGUUGAAAUCUUUAGACAAGAAAUAUGAUUGGGAUAUUGAUGUGGCAAGUGAAAGAGUGUGUAUUUGGGCCUUAGGUUUGAUAAAACCGCCUGAUUCCAUUCGACCUUAUUACCUUCCACAAAAUCACGGGAAGACUUAUGGGCAUGUUCAUAUUAAUGUUUCUCAGAGGGUAAAUGAUUGUGUUGGCCCACUUGAUGCGGAAGAUAAAGAAGAUCAAGAAUUAGUGAUAGCGGAUAAGAAAGAACCGAUUAUUGUUACUUCUGGUCCGGCUUUACAUUACCCAAACCCUCCAAAUCCUUCAAAGGUUUUGUAUCUUAACAAGAAAGAAUCGCCUGUUUUACAGGUCGAAAGAGGUGUCCCAGUGAAAUUCUCAAUUCAAGCAGGUCAUGAUGUUGCAUUUUACAUCACAUCUGACCCGCUUGGCGGAAAUGCAACUUCCAGAAAUGGGUCGGAAACUGUUUACAUUGGUGGGCCAGAUGCCCAAGGAGUGCAGUCCAGCCCGAAAGAGUUAACGUGGGCCCCAGAUCGAAACACACCCGAUCAAGUCUAUUAUCAGUCAGUUUUUACACAAAAAAUGGGAUGGAAGGUUCAGGUCGUUGACGGUGGUUUAACCGAUAUGUAUAAAAACAGUGUCCUUUUAGAUGAUCAGCAAGUCAACUUCUUUUGGACACUUUCCGAUAAGUCAAUUUCUAUAGCAGCCCGUGGUGAGAAGAAAAGUGGGUAUCUUGCCAUUGGGUUUGGUUCAGAAAUGGAGAACAGUUUUGCGUAUGUUGGAUGGGUCGAUGUUAAUGGUACUGGUCGGGUCAACACGUAUUGGAUAGACGGAAUGAACGCCCAAAGUCUCCAUCCGACCAAUGAAAGUCUGACAUAUGUCAGAUGUACGUCAGAAAACGGUGUCAUCACUUUAGAAUUCACUCGCCCAUUGGAUCCUAGUUGCAAUAGAAAAGAGCGAAAAGAGUGUAAUAACAUUAUUGAACCCACGACUCCUCUAAAAGUUAUCUGGGCCAUGGGGGCUAAAUGGUCAUUAGACCAUUUGACCCAAAGUAACAUGCAUUCGGUAAAAAGCAAUAAACCUGUUCGGGUUUCACUUAUUCGUGGUUCAGCUGAGGCUGAGGAAGAUUUAAGGCCCGUGUUAGCCGUGCAUGGGUUCAUGAUGUUUCUAGCUUGGGGAAUGUUAUUUCCUUGUGGAAUUCUAGCUGCACGAUACACAAAACAUCUACCUGGUGACAUAUGGUUUAAGAUUCAUGUCUACUCACAAUACUCGGGUUUAGCAAUCACUUUUCUCGGUAUCCUUUUUGCUGUGGCUGAGCUUCGCGGGUUUCAUCUCAGCUCAGUACAUGUCAAAUUGGGAUUCUUGACAAUUCUUAUGGGUUGCAUACAACCCAUUAAUGCAUACUUCAGACCUAAAAAGCCCGAUGCUGAUAACCCUUCGAAAGAAAGGGUCAUUUGGGAAUACAUUCACACUUAUGUAGGAAGAUGUUCCAUUUUUGUCGCGAUUUUCGCUCUUAUUAGUGGAAUGAAGCAUUUAGGAGAAAGAUACAAUGAAGAAAAUACCCUUGGGCUAACAUGGGCCUUGAUCGUUUGGGUAUUAUUAGGUUUUCUACUUGUUUUAUACUUGGAAUUCAUGAAAAGGCGUAGGCCGGAAACUGUAGGGAGAAGCAAUUGGGUUUUGGGUAAUGGGGAAGAAGAGGAUGCUGAUCUUUUAAGCUCAAAUGGGAAUCAUGGUGAGAAAGACUCGGUUGAAAGAAUGGAAGUUCAGCUCGAACCUGUGUCUGGAAGGUAUACAGUUAUCUAAAGGUUGGGUUUUUCAAGAUUUGGUGAGUCAUUAUUCUUCGUUUUCUAUUCUUUUAUGUUAACUAUCCCUGCCCGACCAACAGUUUUGAUCUUGAACGGCUUGGUGUGUGUAUAAUCAACUUACUUUGAAGUUCUAGAGAGGGAAAAUGAUAUCUUAUGUACUUUUGUUACACUUAAUACAUUUGUUAUUCAUCUA